AUGGUGAAGGCCAAGCAAGACCGAAAGGCUCGCAACGCUAUUAACGAGGUUGUUACUCGUGAAUACACCAUACAUAUGCACAAAAGGAUAAAAGGAGUAGGUUCAAAGAAGCGUGCACCUCGUGCUAUCGAUGAGAUUCGAAAGUUCGCCAAACAGCAAAUGAACACAGAAGACGUCCGCAUUGACACGAGAUUGAACAAAUUCGUUUGGUCAAAGGGAAUCAAGUGA
Cooperia oncophora is the source of this 228-nucleotide messenger RNA. Lineage: Eukaryota; Metazoa; Nematoda; Chromadorea; Rhabditida; Trichostrongylidae. The record is from the annotation of a GenBank genome assembly.